AUGGCCAUCCCUCUAUCCAUGAUGAUGAUGUCCUUCGAGGGACACAGGCAAGACACAUGCCUAUUCCAAAACCCUGUUCCAACUCCAAGUUUCAAUAGAAAAUUGAUGUUCCAGGCCCCAUCAACAAGAGAAGUAAGAAGUAGAACACUGGGAAAAAACAGUGUGGUAUGUAAGAUCAGUGACUCCUCCCCACCCCAGGUUUCAGAGCUCAAGAAAACGACUGAGAUAGCUAAAGAGCCUAAGAGAAUAUUAGCAGACACUUGGAAAGAAAUUCAUGGCGAAAAUGAUUGGGUAGGCAUGCUUGAUCCCAUUGAUCCCCUCUUGCGAUCUGAACUAAUUAGAUAUGGGNGGAAAGAAAUUCAUGGCGAAAAUGAUUGGGUAGGCAUGCUUGAUCCCAUUGAUCCCCUCUUGCGAUCUGAACUAAUUAGAUAUGGGGAGAUGGCACAAGCCUGUUAUGAUGCACUUGAUUGGGAUCCAUACUCCAAGUAUUGUGGCAGUUGUAAAAUCAAGCCUAACAAGUUCUUUGAAAGUCUCGGAUGGACACAGUGUGGAUAUGAAGUGACCAGCUAUCUCUAUUCAACUUAUAACAUGAAUCUCCCAAAUUUCUUCAAAAAAUCUCUCUGGCCAGAAGGGUGGAGUCAUGUAGCAAAUUGGAUAGGCUAUGUGGCAGUGUCAAAUGAUGAAACGUCGGCUUAUUUAGGCCGUAGGGACAUAACAAUUGCUUGGCGUGGGACAGUUACAAAGCUCGAGUGGCUUGCAGACUUGAUGGACUUUCUGCAGCCAGUUUCAUAUCAAAAGAUUGCAAGUCGCGAUCCAUCGAUCAAAGUUGAGGCCGGGUUUCUCCACCUCUACACCGACAAGGACAAGAGUUGUGAUUUCUGCAAGUACUCUGCAAGAGAGCAACUUCUAGCAGAAGUCAAGAGAGUGAUUCAGAAGUAUGGAGAUGAGGAAUUGAGCAUAACCAUUACAGGGCACAGUCUAGGCAGCGCACUUGCAAUGCUUAGUGCUUAUGACAUAGCCGAGACAGGGGUGGACUUGGGGGAAGAUGGGGAGGUCAUUCCUAUAAGUGUAUUUUCAUUCUCCGGGCCACGAGUUGGGAAUUUGAGGUUUAAGGAGAGGCUGGAGGGGUUGGGGGUGAAGGUGCUGAGGGUGGUGAAUGUUCAUGACGAGGUGCCUAAGGUACCUGGAUUAUUUUUCAAUGAGCAACUGGCUCCAGUGCUGCAGAAGAUAGGAGAAAUGUCAUGUUGGUGUUAUUCUCACGUCGGCGAGGAAUUGGCUUUAGAUCACACCAAAUCUCCAUUCUUGAAAGACAAGAGCAACCUGGCAUGCUUCCAUAACUUGGAGGCUCACCUGCAUUUGCUUGACGGGUACCAUGGGAAGGGUAGCAGAUUUUGGCUUGCUAGUGGAAGAAACAUUGCACUGGUGAACAAGACUUCUGACUUCUUGAAAGAUCAUUUAUUGGUGCCACCAAACUGGUGGCAAACUGAGAACAAAGGGCUGAACAGAAACCAUGUCGGUCACUGGGUUGUGCCUGAGAGGCAUGAUCUUGAAGACCAUUUGCCUCCACAAGAUUUACACCAUCAUCUCCAGAAACUGGGUCUCGUCGUCGACCACUAAUCUCCCUCCGGCCAUGAUUGGAGAAUUUGAAGGUUUUUAAGGUUAAUUGUGUCAGUGAUUCUUUCAGAACGUAGGUACUCUUGUGAUUUUGGUG
Messenger RNA from Ilex paraguariensis (yerba mate), 1711 nucleotides. The record is from the annotation of a GenBank genome assembly. NCBI's taxonomy places the organism in Eukaryota, Viridiplantae, Streptophyta, Magnoliopsida, Aquifoliales, Aquifoliaceae.